Adineta ricciae is the source of this 423-nucleotide messenger RNA. The record is from the annotation of a GenBank genome assembly. Lineage: Eukaryota; Metazoa; Rotifera; Eurotatoria; Adinetida; Adinetidae.
AUGAACUCGGCGACUUCUCGAGUUUUAUUCUUUCACGGUCUCGAAUCAGGAGUCAAUGGAAAAAAAUCUCGAUACCUAGCUGAACAAUUUCCUAAUAGUUAUACUCCUAAUCUCAAGCCUUAUUAUGCACUUCCAUGUUCUCUCUGGAAAGCAAUUGUGGCUAUUCAUCGUUUUAAACCGAAUGUGAUCGUUGGCAGCAGUUUCGGUGGAUUUAUAGCCAUGUUUCUCCUUCAAACAAGAGUGUGGAAGGGCGAUACGAUUCUAUUAGCACCGGCAACAGGUCUCCUGUUCAAGAAAAGACUAUGGUUACCUGCAGGCGAACAAAACAAUAUUGUCAUUGUAGCCGGAGCAAAUGAUACAACUGUACCAUUGGAUGGAUUAAGUAAAUUACAAAACUUAUCGUUAAAGACGAACAUCAAUUGA